Molecule: messenger RNA, 1790 nt
Organism: Drosophila suzukii
Lineage: Eukaryota; Metazoa; Arthropoda; Insecta; Diptera; Drosophilidae
Source: RefSeq, a predicted model, not a curated record
AUAUAUCUGAAUAUGUAAUUUUAUGCAAUUCUAAUUAACAGCGGGCUCUAUAUAAAAUGGACUGACAGGGAGUUAUGGGUUCAGUAUCAGAUUAAAAAUGCAACCGAGUAUUAUUUUUCUCCUCCUUGGCUGUUUUGCCUUCGCUAAUUCUUUUAGCAUCGACCUGGGAUUUUUAAACCCUUUGCGGAUACCUGGAGAAUCUGCAGUGGAUGCUAACUUAUGUAAACCUAUAGUGAGAAUAAAUUCGGAAAGGGAUUCCUUUCGACCUAGUAGUAUGACUAACAAUCCAGAGGACAUCACUGCGAGAAGGUUUUUGGUACCCUUACCGACUCUUGCACCAUCUUCCACCUCAACCACAACUCGAGUAUACGAUAAAAAUUUACCAAACUCAAUGGUUGAGUGUGACCCUCUUCCCAUAAGUAUUGGACGACAGUUGGGUACACAACUUUUAGGCAUAUUCCAGCCCUUGGUCUAACCACUUUUGAAGGAUACACAAAGGUUUACAAUUCUGGUUUGAUUAGUUUUCCCCAAGUGUAAUGAAUCGGGCAAUCUAGUUAAACUCAGGAUUGCUAAAUAUCAUAAUACAUUCUAUAUAUAGAUUCUACAUAUUCUCUUUGGCUGGGACUUCUAAGGGAAUCAAUGAGAAAUAAUAAUGGAAAAUUCCCUCUGCUUUUAUCAACACCUUAAGACGUCAGCAAAAAUCGAAGAAAACGGUUAAGUGCGCAACUUUUAAAAAUACUUGUUCAAUAUCCAAUAUAACAAAUAAAAUGUACUAGUCCUUGAAAAACAACAUACAAAAACCCCAAUCAAAAAUUAUUGAGAUUAUGAAUGUUUAAAGUUUAGGAAACAACCCCGAAACAAAAAGAUUUCCAUUAUUUUCCAGAGAUUUCCCCGAAGCUUUGAUGACACAGAAACCCCCAAAGACCAGACGCCCCAAUAGAGGCAAUUACUGUCAAUCAGCAUUGCUGGGGGCAAUUAUUAAAUCCAGUCAAUAAUCGCAAGUCCCAAUACCGAUGGAAAUAGUCACAACACGAUCGGAGGAAACCCGUUUGGGGCGAUGGCUGACAGCACAUCAGAAAAGUCAGAAAUAUCAUAAAUAUCUCUCUCUAUAUCUGUCCGAAGAAUAAGUGGUGCGGAAUCGCCAGAUCAAAAACUCUCAGUUGCAAUGUUAGAGACCGGUCUAACUAGUUCCGUAGUAUAGAUUGCAACUACUGAAAGAACUCAAAACAAAUAAAUAUCGUAAUCGCAUCAGGGAUUUCAUUCAUUCAGUGAAUUUCAGCAAGUUGAAUUAGAAUGAUCAGAGUCAAUACGUGCCUAGUGGUGUUUAUAUUGUUUGUUCUGUAUAGAUCAAAUCAUGGGUCCACCACAGUGCUCUACGAAUUCCACAUUAAAGAGGUGUACGGAACACGAGAUGAAAAGGGAGAGCUCAUGGAUAAUUCCGAGGAAUCUGGCAAGGAACCCGAACUGAUCAUCACGGGCAAACGCACAUCAUCAACCCUUUUCAAGGGCAUUGAAAAGAACUAUGCCUAUGUGGAAACGGCCAUCUAUAAGGCCGACGACAAUGGCUACCAUGUGAAGUACAACUAUUCCUUAAUCCCCGUGGAGUUGGACCCACGCCUUAACGGACAAACACUUAAAAGCACCGUUGGUUAAGCGGCCCAUCAAGUAUUAACUUAGUGACUAAGAAGUAGAUGUAGCAAUACCACAUUAUUUAUUCCAACUCAAUGCAGACGGAAAGUGAAAAGUUCUCGUAGCGCCAUUGCAAAUAAUAAACGGAACUUUGAAAGCAA